UUCUACCUUUUUUAUACAUAUAAAAUCUCUCUUUUUCUCUCUCUUUCUCUCUCUCUCUUUUCUUUUUUCUUUUUUUCUUUUUCUCUUAUAAAUAAAUUCUUUAAAUGUCUUCUAAACAUAAAAGUAAAGGCAGCAACAGCUCAAAUGACCCAUUACCAUCCUUAUGCUUAACAAUAUCCAGUGUGAAUUCAUCUACAAAAUCACUUUCAAUAAAGCACAGUAAUCAAUCGGAACCGAUAUUUGUUACACAUAGACCCACUUACGUUCCUAUGGCAACAGACAAUACUCAAAAACAGCCUAGACGAUGGGAUGAAUCUCAGUUGGCAUUAGAAUUGGCAGAGGAUGAUUUGACUAAAAGCAAGAUACCAAAAGAUAAUCAUAGACGAUUUAAAAGUAAAAUUUUUACUUCAUUCAGAAAAUUACAGCGCAGACUUUUGAGUUAAAGAAAGAAAAAGUCCAUUUUUAUUCUUUUGUGUACAGUGUUCAUUUUAAAUUGUUGCAAUUAAAAAAAUUGUUCAUUUUUGGCUUGCAUUCUAAACCAUUGAUUUUAUAUGUGUA
Messenger RNA from Rhizopus microsporus ATCC 52813, 558 nucleotides. RefSeq lists its product as uncharacterized. The transcript has a single exon. The record is from RefSeq and is a predicted model, not a curated record. Bases 105 to 443 code for a protein of 112 amino acids. Lineage: Eukaryota; Fungi; Mucoromycota; Mucoromycetes; Mucorales; Rhizopodaceae.